Molecule: messenger RNA, 1607 nt
Organism: Eutrema salsugineum
Lineage: Eukaryota; Viridiplantae; Streptophyta; Magnoliopsida; Brassicales; Brassicaceae
Product: AT-hook motif nuclear-localized protein 8
Exons: 5
Coding region: 178-1356 (392 amino acids)
Molecular function (GO): minor groove of adenine-thymine-rich DNA binding
Source: RefSeq, a predicted model, not a curated record
GAUAGUUGUUAGCUCACACGCUUUACCUUAAAGCUUCGCCAAUUUCUCGACUCGAUUUUCUCGGAAUUCGCAAAACAGAAAAAUAAAAAAAGAAAUCAGAAAUCUGGGUCUACGAAAAUUAGGCCGAAAGAAACAAUCUUUGAGUUUGAUUUCUUCUUCCUCUUCCCUCUCUCUCUAAUGGAUUCAAGAGACAUCCCACAACCGCCGCAUCAACAGCUUCAACCACCACCGGGAAUGUUAAUACCUCAUUACCGUAACCCUAACGCCGCCGCACUAAUGGGUCCCACCUCAACAUCUCAAUCGAUCCAUCACCGUCUACCUUUCGGCUCUCUCGCACCGCAACAACACCAAACGCUUCAGCAACAACAACAGCAAAUGGAUCAGAAAACGCUCGAGUCGCUUGGAUUCGGCGACGGAUCGCCUUCUUCUCAGCCGAUGCGGUUUGGGAUCGAUCAGAAUCAGAAUCAGCAACUUCAACAGCAGCAAGUGAAGAAGAAGCGAGGAAGGCCAAGGAAAUAUGCUCCUGAUGGUAGCAUUGGGUUAGGUUUAGCUCCGACGUCUCCACUUCUCGCCGCCGCUUCUAAUUCCUACGGUGGUGGCGGUGACGGCGUCGGAGAUAGCGGCGGCGGUGGAGGAAAUGCGAGUUCUGCUGAUCCACCUGCUAAACGUAACAGAGGAAGACCUCCUGGCUCAAGCAAGAAACAGCUUGAUGCUUUAGGAACAGCAGGAGUAGGUUUUACACCUCAUGUGAUUGAAGUGAAGACAGGAGAGGACAUAGCGUCGAAGGUGAUGGCUUUUUCGGAUCAAGGGCCACGAACAAUCUGUAUUCUCUCUGCAAGUGGCGCAGUUUCUACUAUGACGCUUCGCCAAGCUUCUAAUCCUGGUGCAAGUGAUACUUACGAGGGACGGUUCGAAAUCAUUACACUCUCAGGCUCCUUCUUAAAUUAUGAAGUAAAUGGUUCCGUUAACAGAAGUGGUAGCUUGAGUGUGGCUGUGGCUGGACCCGAGGGCCGGAUUUUAGGUGGCCGUGUAGUUGGUCCGCUAGUAGCUGCAACACAAGUGCAGGUCAUAGUGGGAAGCUUUGUUGCAGAAGCAAAGAAACCGAAACAGAGUAGCGGGAACAAUGCUCGGGGACAGAAUCCUGAACCUGCUUCAGCACCGGCUAAUAUGUUGAACUUUGGAUCAAACUCUCAAGGACCAUCAAGCGAGUCAUCAGAUGAGAAUGAAAGCGGUUCUCCUUCGAUGCACCGUGACAAUAACAAUGGGAUUUAUGGAAACUCUGUGGCUCAACAGCAACAACAGCAACUGCGUCAGAUGCAAAUGUACCAUAAUCUUUGGCCGAGUAAUGGUCAAUAAUCAGAAGUUGCUGCAGAGAAUCUGCUUCGGUUUUGGUUGGUUUAGGCUGGAUUUGAUCUUUUGUUUCUUUUGUGAAGGUUAUGCCAAACUAAAGAAGAUUUCAAGCUUGAGGCUUCUACUAGCUUCUUUUUUUGUUUUUGUUUUUAGAUAAAUAAUUACAUAUAGAGAGAUCUUAAAAUUAGGGGGUUUUAGUUUUUUUUUGUGGGGAUGGUCUUUAGUCUUUACAUUGCUUUUUAGUGAUUACUUUAGUU